UAAAGUAAAUAUUUCUACACCUAACAAAGUUCCAUGAUACCAUACUUCAUCGUCCCCCAAUUCAAAAUAAAGGUUUCUUUACCACUUUUGAGUACAAUUAAUCGGCUUACUCGUACCAUAAAGCAAAAUUCAAAAAAUUCAAAGGUUGAUGAAUACUUCCUUUUUUCUUUGGGUUUCAAUUUUCAAACAUAUCAAGGAGAAAGAAAAAUUGCGGUCGUUGGCAUUACAAGUACUUUGGAUGUUGUCUUUGAGUUUUGGUCUUCCAAGUUCUGACACAAACGCAAGACAUUUCACUUUUUACCCGAACAUAAAUUACAAAACCUGACACCCUAUCACGUGAUUUUCCUUGUGCUCUCUCUUUCUCUUUCUCUAUGUCUUUCUCUUUCAUGUUUCUUUCUUUAAUUUCUCUUAAACCACGCGUCUUUUCUCUUUGAUCACUUCCCCCUAGUAGCCUGUUCUCUUGCAUUUGUUUUAUUUCAUUUCUGCCUGGAUUCUGGCUCUUGCAGAUCUGCCAGCCGCUGCAGGGCAAGAAAUGGGGUUCAUCUCCAGGAAGAUCUUCCCAGCUUGUGGAAGCAUGUGUGUGUGUUGUCCAGCUUUGAGGUCAAGAUCUCGACAACCUGUUAAGCGUUACAAGAAAUUAUUGUCUGAAAUAUUCCCCAAGUCUCCUGAUGCUCCUCCCAAUGAAAGGAAAAUUGCCAAGCUAUGUGAAUAUGCUGCCAAAAAUCCUUUCCGAAUUCCCAAGAUUGCCAAGUACCUUGAAGAAAGAUGCUACAAAGAGCUGCGCCAUGAGCACAUUAAAUACAUCAAUGUUGUUACAGAGGCUUACAACAAGUUGCUUUGCAUGUGCAAAGAACAGAUGGCAUAUUUUGCUGUUAACUUGCUGAAUGUUGUUAUCGAACUGCUCGAUAACUCUAAGCAAGAUGCCAUGCGGAUCCUUGGAUGCCAAACUUUCACUAGGUUUAUCUAUAGUCAGGCUGAUGGAACUUACAUUCAUAACAUAGAAAAAUUUGUUCAUAAAGUGUGUAAGUUGGCAUGUGAGGAUGGGGAAGAACAUCAAAGACGUUGCUUAAGGGCAUCUAGCUUGCAGUGCCUUUCUGCCAUGGUCUGGUUCAUGGCACAAUAUUCAUAUAUUUUUGCUGCUCUUGAUGAGAUGGUACAUGCCACUUUAGAUAACUAUGAGCUAGACACACAUCGUGAAGAUGAUAAUGAGAGAGAACCCCAUCAUAAUUGGGUGGAUGAAGUGGUUCGAUGUGAGGGUAGAGGUGCAACUGUUGCCUGUGAUGCCGGCCCUAGCAACAUGAUUAUCAGGCCUCAACCAGAGAAGAAGGAUCCCUCUCUUUUGACAAGGGAAGAGAUUGAGACACCUAAAGUUUGGGCUCAAAUUUGUAUCCAAAGGAUGGUUGAGCUGGCAAAGGAGAGUACAACAUUGCGCCAAGUACUGGAUCCAAUGUUUGUGUACUUUGAUUCUAGACAGCACUGGGUUCCUCAUCAGGGGUUGGCUAUGGUGGUUUUGUCUGAUAUGUCCUACUGGGAGGCUUCAGGGAAUCGACAACUGAUUUUAGCUGCUGUUGUACGUCAUCUAGACCACAAAAAUGUGGCACACGAUCCUCAACUAAAAUCUUACAUCAUACAAGUUGCAGCUGCUUUAGCUAGGCAAAUUAGAUCUAGAGGGGUGCUGGGUGAAAUUGGCUUUGUUAGUGACCUGUGCAGGCAUCUGAGGAAAAGUUUCCAAGCCACUCUUGAAUCAGUAGGAGAGCAGGAGUCUAACCUAAAUAUCUUGCUUCAAAAUUCCAUUGAAGAUUGCUUGCUGGAAAUAGCAAAAGGGAUUGAUGAUGCACGACCCCUGUUCAACAUGAUGGCAAUAUCACUGGAGAAGUUGCCUUCUUCUGGAUUUGUUGCACGAGCAACGAUUGGAUCAUUGAUGGUCCUUGCUCAUAUGAUUUCAUUAGCAUUAGUCUCCUCUUGCUCACAACAGGUGUUUCCGGAAGCACUUCUUGUCCAACUGCUGAAAGCAAUGUUGCAUCCCAUUGUUGAGGCCCGUGUUGGAGCACACCAGAUAUUUUCAGCUCUUCUUAUUCCAAGUUCUAAUCGUCCUCGACAUGAAGUUGCAUCUCUGCGUUCUGGUUAUGUCUGUGAACCAAGAAGAUGGCAUUCCAACAAUGCUUCUGCAUUUGCGUCCAUAUCAGCGCUACUUGAAAAGCUCCGAAGAGAAAAGGAUGGCAUCAACAUGGAAAAGAAUGGUUAUAAUGUUCAUGAUGAUUUAAAAGGGAAGGACAAUGUGGAAGAGGACCGGAAGCAGGGGCAUAUCCUCAAAAGUUCCCCUAACAUCUACAAUAUAACCUCUAUUAUUGACAGAACAGCUGCAUCAAACAUGGUUGAGGCAGAACCAUAUAUCAUGAAGCUAACAGAGGAUCAGACAAUGCAAUUAUUGUCGGCCUUCUGGAUUCAGGCUACUCUUCCUGAUAAUUUGCCUUCAAACAUAGAAGCAAUAGCUCACUCUUUUGCAUUGACAAUAAUUUCUUUACGCUUGAAGAACAUUAAUGACAACCUUGUGGUCCGCUUCUUCCAGCUUCCCUUGUCUCUAAAGAAUAUCUCCUUGGACCCUAGCUAUGGGAUGGUAACUCCAGCAUUACAGAGAUCAAUUCUUGUCCUGUCAAUGGGCAUGCUGAUGUUUGCAGCUAAGAUGUAUCAAAUUCCUGAUCUAAAUGAUCUUAUUAAGUCCAUAGUUCCCUUUGACGCUGAUCCUCAUCUGGGCAUCAGUGAAGACCUUCAAGUGUUUGUAAGGCCUUUGGCAGAUGUCAGAGGUUAUGGAUCUGUUACUGAUAACCAACUGGCCUCUUCUUUGCUAUUGGAGUUGCGGGAUAAAAUAUAUGAAUCCAACAAUGUCAUGAUAGAUAUCUUGGUUCAGAAUUUAUCUACGAUUACUGAGCUGGAGAUAGAUGAUCUUACAAAGCAGCUGCUGGAACCAUUCACACCUGAUGAUGCAUUCAUGUUUGGCCCACAAUCUAUACUUGACUUGGACCACAAUCAAAUGAUUUCCCAUUCCAAAGAAUCACUUUCCUUUGAUGAGCAGGAUGUCCAAACAAGCUCAUUGCUUGAGGAUGAUGCACGAAGUGAAGCAUCUGUUCUUGACCUUUCCCGCUUCAUUCCCAAAGUGCCAGCAUCCCCUAUUGUCUCUCACGUUAUUAGCAUCGGACAGCUCCUGGAAUCGGCACUUGAGGUAGCUGGUCAAGUUGCAGCAACAUCUGUCUCUACGUCACCCCUUCCAUAUGAUACCAUGGCUAGCCAAUGUGAAGCAUUUGGCACAGGUACAAGGAAGAAGCUAUCGAAUUGGUUGACCAAUGAAAAGCAUCAACAUGGAGCUACUGAUAAGUUUUUACCAACUGCUCCUGCUGAUAGACACAUGAUGCUUAGGAAGAUAACAAGCGACGAUGCUGCUUCUAAUGGAGCUGUCUCGAGACUAGACCCAUGUUUGGCAAUGAGGUUACCUCCUGCUAGCCCUUUUGAUAACUUCCUUAAAGCAGCAGGGUGUUAAAGAAGGCUCAUGAUAUCGUUCGUAGUUGUUAUGUUGUAAAGUUGUAGGAAGUGACUGGAAUGUUGUGUUGUAAGUUGUACCCCUUAGGUUUGAAAUUAACUGACAAUAUGAGGCUUGGGGGCUUCACCUUGCUCUUCAAAGAGCUAGUUUUAGACAUGGGCAUAUAAGAUCAAAUUUAUUCUCAUUUUCUUUGAUCAAUCGUUCCAAAUUAAACGUUCUCGAACCCAAAUACAAAAUCUCAAUCUCUCUCGGGUCCAAGUCCAAGACCUUUUUUUUCGUGGAUGGUCCAUGGUAAGUUGGGUUGUUUGGAUGGACCAUUAUAGUCGUGAGUAACAGUGGACCAUAUUAUCAAAGUUAUCCUCAUGAAAAUUUACUGCCCAGAGAGAGAAAAAGGAUCCAAAACUAACAGGAGACAUUUCACCACCAGUUCAUGAGAGCAG
Molecule: messenger RNA, 3975 nt
Organism: Durio zibethinus
Lineage: Eukaryota; Viridiplantae; Streptophyta; Magnoliopsida; Malvales; Malvaceae
Product: protein SEMI-ROLLED LEAF 2
Source: RefSeq, a predicted model, not a curated record